This is a messenger RNA of Lizanozyma spartinae, 2037 nucleotides long. It is a transcript of the gene MSS116, whose product is annotated as ATP-dependent RNA helicase. Gene Ontology annotation, molecular function: nucleic acid binding; ATP binding. Gene Ontology annotation, cellular component: mitochondrion. The transcript has a single exon. Bases 1 to 2037 code for a protein of 678 amino acids. Lineage: Eukaryota; Fungi; Ascomycota; Pichiomycetes; Serinales; Debaryomycetaceae. The record is from RefSeq and is a predicted model, not a curated record.
AUGUCGUUUAUCAAGAGGAAUAUACUCGGACUUGUGAUCCGUUCAAAGAAUGAGCUCGUCUCGUCGAAGGCCUUCAAAAGAAACAUUGGUUUGUUUCCAAUAAGUCGCACAUAUUCAACAGAAGGAUCAUCAACAGAAGCAUCAACUGUUUCAGAUGCUGAAACUGUAACAACUCCCGUGAAUUCUAGAAUCGUAUCUGAUAUGAAAUCCUUGAAGAAGAAUAAUCUUAUUAGUGCCGAUAUUGUUGACAGCAUGAUCAAAGCCAAGUUUGAACAUUUGACUCCAGUUCAACAAAAGUCUAUCAUUCCAAUUCUUGAAUCUGAAAAGGGAUUAGUGGUUAGAGCCAAAACAGGUACCGGGAAGACAUUGGCCUUUGUUAUUCCCACUUUAGAUGCUGCUAUCAAGAGACAAGGACCUCCCAAGACCACAUCAUUGAUUGUUGCACCAACCAGAGACUUGGCUCAACAGAUUGUAAUGGAAUAUAAAAAGGUGAUUCAGUUUUUACCUCGUUCUUUAGCUAAGAAAUGUGAUAUUGGGAUUAUUAUGGGAGGAAACUCCACCAAAAAGAGACCAGACCCCAGAAAUCCACCGGCUAUUAUCGUUGCAACUCCUGGUAGAUUGGCAGACCAAAUAAGAUCACCAAGCGUGUCUCACAUGUUUAGUGAGUUGGAAUAUAGGGUUUAUGAUGAAGCAGAUCGGAUUUUAGACGAAGGUUUUAGAGACGAAAUCGACUCCAUCAACGACAGAUUAAUUCAAGCCCGGCGUCAUAAUAAAAAUGAAAAACCUUUCAAAUCUGUUUGCUAUUCAGCAACCAUUGCCAAUGAACUUGAAGACUUUGCUGUGUCAGAAUUUGGGGCCGAAUAUGAAUUUGUUGAUUGUGUUGAUAAGAAUGAACCUGAAGCCCAUGAAAAUAUUCACCAAGAGUUGGUAUACACCAAUGAUGCCCAACAAUCCUUCAAUGCUGCUGCUUCAUACAUUGUCAAUGAAAUGGAAAGAAAGAAUUUCAAGGCCAUUGUGUUUCUUCCCACUGUGACCGGUUGUGAUUGGUUCUUCAAGUUGUUGAGAGAAUGUUCUCAUAGUGAAUUAUAUGAUAGUCGUCUUACCAAGAAGUUUGGGUCCAGGACUCUUCGUUUGAACGGUAAAAUGACUCAAGUGGCCAGAGAUAGGUCUGUUAGAGAAUUUAGAUCAACUUCUCAUGGUGUUUUAGUUGCAACUGACGUUGCUGCCAGAGGUAUGGAUUUCAGUGAUGUCACUGAUGUCAUUCAAAUUGCUCCAAGUACUGAUAUGGCCGAUUAUGUUCAUAAGAUUGGUAGAACUGCCAGAGCUGGUCGUAAGGGUAAAGCAACGUUAUUUUUGUCCAAACUUGAAGCUCCUUAUUCUAAGAAAUUGAUUUCCUCCAAGAAGAUCAAUUUUGCUAAUAAAUUGAACGCUGAAGAAGUUCCAGAAUUCUCCAAAGAUAUCUUAUCAACUGUCAAACUUCCAAUGGAAGAUGUUGAAGAGUUCGCUAAUGCUUACCUAUCAUUCAGAGCUCAAUGCAGUGCAAUCUAUAAGAUUGACAAAUAUGCUUCCAUUAAAGAAACCCUUGCUUUAUACCGGACAUUAGUUGAUGAUCCUGAAGCAAAAUUAUCUGCUUCAGAGAACUUCCUCAAGAACAUCUUCCAAUUAUCAAGAGAUGAAGCUGAGCCUUUCUUCCACCUUCCUUCAGGAUACCGCGGACCUCAAAGAAAGUCAUUCAAUAAUCAAAAUAAGUCAUCUGCCCGUAGAGGUAGAUUUGAUUCCAACAGAGGGGGUAAUUAUCAACGUCUGUCUGGAGGAUAUGGUUCUAGGGACUCUUAUAAGAAACGAAAUAAUGAUGAUGAGUACAGAACACGGAAUUAUGAUGACUUCAACCAGAGAGACUCCUUCAAAAGAAGAAGCAAUAACGAUGAUUUCAGAGGUUCCAACAAAUAUAAUUCUGAUAGAAAGAAUUAUAACAAAGGAACUCGUGACAACUUUGGUUCAAGAAGAAGAAAUGAUCACUCUGAUGAAGAUUGGUGA